UCUGCCUUUGCCUCUAUUCCCGCUUUCCACGUCCAUACGCUCAUUUUCGACAACCGGUUGCGAUACUAUUCAUUCGUUCGUUGACAACCAACAACAAACCAACUACGACAUCAAGUCAACCAACACUCUCGCUUAUCACCAACAAUGGCCCGUUCACUCGCUCUUCUCGCCCUGGCCAGCGGCGCUUUGGCCGCCCAGUCCACCACCGUCGGUCUGCUGCUGCCCUAUGCCGAUAUCCAGACCAUCGACGCCUCAAUCAUCGGUGCCGAUAGCACGGCCACCACGUACCUCGUUGGCUGCCCCAAGGGAGAGGACUCCAGCGACUGCGGAUUCGCUACCAGCCAGACAAUCACUCAGGGCCCGUCCACCUGGAUCUACACAGCAACCUUUAGCGCCGACCCUGCUGAUGAGACUGACCUUUCAGGCUCUGAAGUCCAAGGAGGCUCGUGCAAGCUCAACACCAAGGCCGACGCCGCCGACUGCACCAUGUACAUGACGGCCACCGUCACCGGCUCCGUCACUUCCACCACCUCGGCCACCACCAUGACUUUCCUCGACGUCCAGACCCCCGUUACCGUCACCGCCGGCUUCGACAAGCUCAAGGCUGCUCCUGGCUCCACGGCCACAGAUGCCUCGACCACUGCUCCCGCCAGCACCGACGCUUCUUCCACCGGCCCUGCACAGACUACUCUUUCCAAGCACACUUCAACCGGAACUCAGACUGGUUCCAGCACCAGCAAGCCCACCAGCACCAACGCUGCCGGCAUUGUGAACAGCCAGGGCGGUCUAUUGGCUGGUGUCGCCGCCAUUGUUGGUGGCGCCAUGAUGCUGUAAACGGAUCAAGGGGCUUGUUGAGGGAAGCGGAUGGAGAGGCCAUUUUCGGAGGAUUGAACAUGAUAAUUGUGGGUUAUUAUACUUUUCAUGAGGCUUUGUACAAAGCAGUUCUUUUUACUCUUUGACGUCUUGAGAUAUUACGUGGCAAUGCAUGUGAAGAUGCAAGAAAUACGACAAUGAGCAGCAUAUUUUUUCUUCUUUAUUUAGCGAUAACUUGAGUUAGAAUGAAAGGCAACAAGGCGCAUUGUUUUCACCAUCAA
Trichoderma atroviride IMI 206040 is the source of this 1094-nucleotide messenger RNA. RefSeq lists its product as uncharacterized. NCBI's taxonomy places the organism in Eukaryota, Fungi, Ascomycota, Sordariomycetes, Hypocreales, Hypocreaceae. The record is from RefSeq and is a predicted model, not a curated record.